UUCUAGUUAGCGGCAUCUUGCAGGGCGCUUUUGUCCCGUUGCACAGCAUGCAACAGAUGAAAAGAAUUUAUUGUGGCCAUGGUUGGAGGUGGAACGGAAAGAUCCGAGCACGGAUUACGGUAAUCUUAGGCUAGAGACAUUGGAUUUAGGCGAAGCUUCCGAAGAAUAAAUAGGAUAAUCGUUAAACGAUAUUGUCAUCCAAGGUACCGUUGGAGAAACGCAAAACGAGUCGUUGUUUACAACCAUUUUGACAGUCGGUAUAAUGCACGAGGCUUUGUAAACAGAGGACCGGCACAAAGCGGGACAAAACGGCUUUGGAUGUUCCUCAUCUUGGUGCUUUGGUUAGGUUAAUUAAUCUCGACAAAAGAAAAAAACACGAUGGAAAUGAAUAGAAAGGAAAAGUACAAUACCGUCAACUAUGUGACGGGGUUCGCGCAAUGUCUGAUCCGCAAAAAUGCAUUGAUCGACCUGCAGAACGAAACGUCGGUAGCGGGAAAAAUUGUCGCCGUUGAUGGGUUCAUGAACGUGACCAUGGAAAAUGUGGUUUACAUCGACCAGCUUGGCAAGCAGUAUUUGUUGGACAACUUUAUGAUAUACUCGAAGUAUAUUCGCUACAUACACAUUCCGAAAGAGAUGGACAUAAAAGCAUCCUUUAGCGAGUACAUAAAUUCGAUGACGGGAAGGCAAAAGCCGGUCGAUAAGAAGCUCACAUUCAAGCAAAAGCGUGCCAAACUGGCCCAUUACUCAACGCUGGCCGAAAACAAGAUGGUGUGAGCCUACGGUAAUUUGUCCCCAAAAUCCUUUCGGUGAAGAUGUUUUAACGUUUAUUGUCCAUUCGCACACGCUGAAUGAUUUUGCUGUGCUGCAUUCCUGCUUAUGCCUUAAUCUUCGUAUAAAGAAGAUAAAAAUACAAAUGAUGAGUACGGGGGAAAAUACAUAUCGUUCGGUAAUAA
Messenger RNA from Anopheles stephensi (Asian malaria mosquito), 953 nucleotides. RefSeq names its product U7 snRNA-associated Sm-like protein LSm10 (gene Lsm10). Gene Ontology annotation, molecular function: U7 snRNA binding; histone pre-mRNA DCP binding. The record is from RefSeq and is a predicted model, not a curated record. The coding region runs from base 379 to 774 and encodes 131 amino acids. Gene Ontology annotation, biological process: mRNA 3'-end processing by stem-loop binding and cleavage. Gene Ontology annotation, cellular component: nuclear body; cytoplasmic U snRNP body. The transcript is spliced from 3 exons. Lineage: Eukaryota; Metazoa; Arthropoda; Insecta; Diptera; Culicidae.